Molecule: messenger RNA, 1071 nt
Organism: Colletotrichum lupini
Lineage: Eukaryota; Fungi; Ascomycota; Sordariomycetes; Glomerellales; Glomerellaceae
Exons: 2
Coding region: 1-1071 (356 amino acids)
Source: RefSeq, a predicted model, not a curated record
AUGACUGGUGCAAAUACGCCGCCGGAGCUGGCGAGCAUCAAUCCAAACGACUUUGGGUACCGGCUUGCGCAACUUGUCAACUCGUACGUUUUCCUCAGCCAAGCUUUCUCAAACGCCCCCAGUGGAAGCGUAGAUGUCAAUGCCACAUUUGAGCCCAAUUCCACUGUUGGCGUCGACGUCGAGACUUUGGCUUCAAGCCCACCGAGCUUAUAUUACGUCGGCUGUGGUCUCUGCCCGGAUUGUGAGUGGUCUACUUCGACGCCGCCAGAGACUAGAGUACAAAACUGUCGAGACAUUGCCCCAAACAUGGAGGCCCAACGACCGCGUCCUCCGAAUCCUUCUGAACUAUGUUCCUGCAUUGUCCACUGGCAUGGACUUGGACCUGAGCUACCAGGCCAGUACGGCACAUAUCGCCUUCCAGAUCUAGUCGCCAACACGAUCGAAAACGGGCAAGCCCUGGGCUCCUACACCAACCUAGAACAUCACGAUGAACUAAAGCAUGCACUAAUCGAAGGAUUCCAUGAACUCUAUAACAAUCGAGACCCAAGUCACUAUGCUCACAUUAUCAGGGUGGCGUCUCUGGUCGACCAUUACUUUUUCAGAGGAUGGCUUACGGCGCGUCGACGACGAACGGGCAUCGUGCCGUCGCACCUCAAAGUGUGCAUUCGGGAGAACAACGAGGUCUGCCAAGAACAAGGCAGCGCUUCGCACGUGGAGGUGGUCAAGGAGCAUGCUGGCUCGCUCCCCAGCGUUGACAUUGACAUUGACUCUGCAGGAACGUGGACGAUUGCGCAAAUCGUUGAGCUCCUGAUCCAUGAGAUGGCUCACGGAUAUUUGAUCUUGUUUACGUGUCGUGGGGGCUUUGAUUACGUGGCCGGCUGCUCCUUUCACCAUUCCGCUGCGAGAGGCCACCACGGUCUUUACCUGCGAAAGCUGCUGAGGCAUGUGUAUCAGACUAUUCAGGAGUGGGACGAUGUGUUGAGCAACUUUGGGACAGAUUGUGUACUGAGCUGUCACUGCAAUGAUUCAGAUUCUGCGUUUGAGAGAAGUAGAUCAAGCACGCCAAUUUAA